CCCGAUCAAUAUUUAGGGCCUGGUAAAGACAAGCCCAAUCCGUCCCACGAACAGAAUCUGGACCAGUCGGGUUAGUCCAAAAAGAAGAGGGCGGAUCUAGAAAUAUUAGAUCGAGGGGGUGAGCCAACAGAAACUGGACCGGUUGGAUUAGUCCAAACCGAAGAGGGCGGAUCUAGAAAUAUUAGAUCGAUCGUCUAGGCAAAGGCAUUCCAAUUCCAAUAGUAAAACCCUAGACUCGUGAUCUUUUCCCCCAAAUCAAUUGAUAAGGAUGAUGAUGAUGCGUAUGUUCCUGAAGCCCUCUCAUACUCGGAAAUCUUUUAAUUACUUCGCCGCCGCUGCCAUGUCCUCUUCUGCUUCUUCUUUUUCCGGUUUCAAACCGCGUCCGACUCACGUGAUACGCUGCGGCAAAGAGAAGCCCCAGGACAAGGACCCUAAGGAUUUCUACAUCCGAACCCUCACCGCGGUCCUUGGUAGUGAGGAGGCUGCGAAGAAGUCUUAUAUCAAAGAUAUUGGUCACUAUUCUGGCUUCGUUGCUGCUGACCUCACUCCUGAACAGGCUCGUCAAAUUUCAAAGCAACCAUAUAUUUUUCUUGUUGAGGAGAAUAGAAUCAUGAGUCUCUACCGCAGGAUCCAGGUGUAAUGUUAUGUAUGGAUUCCAAACUAUCUAUGUUGCAGCCUGCACUUAUAUGCAUGUAUUUCAAGCUAGUAUAAUGUUAGGUGCUUACAAGUUUGUUCCAGAGCUAUGGUUGAAGAAGCAACCUCUGAAAAAACAAUAUGAUGUGAUGAGAUUCAUGCAAAUGUUCUCAGAACAUCAUCAUGAACCUACUGUCCCGGACAAGCCGCCUCAGACGGGUUGCAAGAUUAAGCAGUCCUAUAUUGUGUGCUUAGGAUCACACCGUCAAGCAGAUGAUCGUCAAUCGAUGACUAACUCUCAUGGUGAUUUACUUGGACCUCAUGUACAAAGAUAUCUUGCAAUGCUGAAUGAAGAGGAGGCGGCACACAUAUCAAAGCAUCCUAAUGUACAAUAUGUAUCAUUGAGUGAAACAUCUAAAUUGCUCACAACCCACUCAUGGGUUUUUCUUCGGUUGGCAAUAAAGAAUGGCAAUUUUCCAAAUGCAUCAAUAUGGAAAAAAUCACUUGGAGAAGAUAUCAUUAUUGGAAAUAUAGACACAGGCGUUUGGCCUGAAUCCGAGAGCUUCAAUGAUGAAGGGAUGGGACCAAUCCCAGCCAAGUGGCGUGGAAUCUGCCAAACUAACCGUGACAAUUGGGAUAACUUUCAUUGCAACAAGAAGCUCAUUGGGGCCAAGUAUUUUUACCAGAAUUUUUGUCAAUCAGAUGGAGGGGGCCAUUCUUUGCUUUUUAGUCCGCGUGACUAUGAUGGUCAUGGCACCCAUACAUUAGCCACAUCAGGUGGUAAUUUCGUUCCGAGAGCAAGUUCUUGCGGUCUUGGCCACGGAACCGCAAGCGGUGGAGCACCGAGAGCUCGAGUAGCAUGUUACAAGGUGUGCUGGCCAAAUGACAAAGAGGAACAACAAUGCAAUGAUUUGGACGUCGUGGAUGCUUAUGAUGCUGCCAUUCAUGACGGAGUGGAUGUUAUAUCAGUUUCGAUGGGUUAUGAUAAGGAUAGGAAGUUUACAUAUGGUGGAUCUUAUCGGUCAUCCUUCAAAGCGGUCGCUAACGGGAAAAUUGUCGUUAAAGCUGCCGGAAACAAAGGACCAGAGCCAAAGACUAUAGUAAACUGUGAACCAUGGGCGAUUACAGUAGCGGCGACCACAACGGACAGGGAUUUCUUCUGUGAUGUUACCUUGGGUGAUAACCGAGUUUUCAAGGCAAAAGCAUUUAACAAGUUUAAAUUACGACAUGGGAAGUUCUACCCAUUGGCUAGUGGUGCUGAUGUUAAAUAUCACUAUGCAUCCGAUACAGACGCCAUGUUUUGCAAGACGGGAGCUCUUGAUCCAAACAAGGUGAAAGGAAAGAUAAUAUUUUGUUAUCUGGGUGGUGGUUCUGAUGAAAAUACAAAGGCUAAGGAAGCAUAUAGUCUAGGCGCCAUUGGACUUAUAUUGGGCAGGGACAGGAACCGAGAAGUUCAAGUUGUUGAUGAUCAAGAUCCGCUCCCUACUGCGCACGUGGAUUACAAAGAUGCUGUCCGUAUUUUGAAAUACAUCAACUACAACCGGUAUCCCGUGGCACACAUAUCUAAAGUGAGAACAGAAUACGAUGUAAAGCCUAAUGGACAAGGAAUCUCAGCUGCAGGAUUUAUCACAAGAGAACAAGAGGCUCAAACAACUAACUGUAUCUGACAAUAAUAGGCGUGUUGACCUUGUGUCUACUACCAUCCAUCCAAACUAACAUCCCAAAAACAUAACCAUCCGUUUCGGGAGUGUCCCUUAGAGUUAAUGUAACUCUAAAUUGCUUCUUUUCACCCACAAACGUAAAAGCUAAAAUUUGAGGCUCAACAUCAACCUUCAGUUCCGAAGGCGCAAUGACCUUCACCCUAUACUUACCUGGACAUCCAACGUUCUCAACGGUCCGAAUAAGAACCACUGGAUGUCCAAUCUGAAUAUACGGAACUGUUAUGGUUGGAUAGUUUAAGUUCAGUAUGUUGAAUUCUUUUUUUGUUCGAGGAGGUUCAUAGGGACCGUCAUCGGGUUUGUAGAAUUCAUCAAGUUGUCCAGCACACGCACCCCGAAACCACAAGUAAUUUAAAUACUCUUCGGUCGUAAUGUCAUAUACGAGUCCGGGGUUGGCGACACGGUUAGGCUGCAACUCACCUGCGCCAUAUGCAAAUGGUGUUGCCGUUUUCAAUCUUAUUUCAUCAUGUUCCUUCAUAGGCCUACCGAAAGUAUCAUAUACACUUGCUGCAAAAGACAAUAAAAAAAUCUUAUUUGCCGAUAAAAUCUUGUGUGCUUUUAGUAAAAUCUUAUUUGCCGAUAAAAAAAAAAAUUGCAUUUAUAUCUUUAUUAUUAUAGUGUAUAAAAUCGUUGUCUUUUUUUUUUAAUCCAAAAAAAAAAAUUAUUGUCUUUUGCAGCAAGUGUAUAUGAUACUUUCGGUAGGCCUAUGAAGGAACAUGAUGAAAUAAGAUUGAAAACGGCAACACCAUUUGCAUAUGGCGCAGGUGAGCUGCAGCCUAACCGUGUCGCCAACCCCGGACUCGUAUAUGACAUUACGACCAAAGAGUAUUUAAAUUACUUGUGGUUUCGGGGUGCGUGUGCUGGACAUCUUGAUGAAUUCUACAAACCCGGUGACGGUCCCUAUGAACCUCCUCGAACAAAAAAAGAAUUCAACAUACUGAACUAAAACUAUCCAACCAUAACAGUUCCGUAUAUUCAGAUUGGACAUCCAGUGGUUCUUAUUCGGACCGUUGAGAACGUUGGAUGUCCAGGUAAGUAUAGGGUGAAGGUCACUGCGCCUUCGGAACUGAAGGUUGAUGUUGAGCCUCAAAUUUUAGCUUUUAAGUUUGUGGGUGAAAAGAAGCAAUUUAGAGUUACAUUAACUCUAAGGGACACUCCCGAAACGGAUGGUUAUGUUUUUGGGAUGUUAGUUUGGAUGGAUGGUAGUAGACACAAGGUCAACACGCCUAUUAUUGUCAGAUACAGUUAGUUGUUUGAGCCUCUUGUGAUAAAUCCUGCAGCUGAGAUUCCUUGUCCAUUAGGCUCCCUAUUAACUUUUCAAUAUCAGAUUUCGCACAACCCAGUUGUUCAAAAGCACUUCUAAUCUGCAUUGUGAUCUGGAUAUACUCUUCUUGGUAUGGUACCUCAGCAUGCCGGUGGCAUCUUUACAUUUUAGAAAACUUAGGUAUUAAAAUUUUAAUUUUUUUUGAUAUGUUUGCACUUUUGGUACAAAUUUGGAUCUGUAAUGAGGACUUCAUCGAUGUAGCUCCUCUGAAAUAUACACUGAUAACACAAUUUCAGAUAUUCUUCUCUCUUUGGUCUGUAAUGAGAACUCUCAAGAGUGGUUUAUCACUCCAAUGACACCUUAAAGGUCUGAUUCUAAUAAGGUUCAUUUUGCUGUUUUGAAAUUAUUAAUUGCUUUCAUAGGAUUCUACCAA
This is a messenger RNA of Trifolium pratense (red clover), 4048 nucleotides long. RefSeq names its product subtilisin-like protease SBT5.3. Gene Ontology annotation, molecular function: serine-type endopeptidase activity. NCBI's taxonomy places the organism in Eukaryota, Viridiplantae, Streptophyta, Magnoliopsida, Fabales, Fabaceae. Bases 645 to 2300 code for a protein of 551 amino acids. The transcript is spliced from 11 exons. Gene Ontology annotation, biological process: proteolysis. The record is from RefSeq and is a predicted model, not a curated record.